AUGCUGCAGCUCGCGUCUGCGCCGGCUCACGCCGCGCGACCACCCCGCGGCGAGCUGCAGACCUCCUUCGGCGCCGGACAGCUGGCCGUGGCGGUGAAGCUUUACUCGAUUUCGCUCUCGCGCUCGGUCGCCGACAGUCUAUCCGCCGACAUGAAGCUCGCCGUCGCCGUCAUGUACCGCGAUGAGGAUCUCUCCCGCGUCUGCCAGCAGAAGGAGCGCGUCGCGUUUCGUGUGGUGCCUUCCGGGCGAGAGGGGCCGCUGUUCAUCUUGAUCGAGAGAAUCUUCGUCCUUCCGUUCUUCAGCGACUUCCCCGUGGGGCGGCCUGCGAUUGACAUUCUCGUGGUCGAUGAAUCUUCGAGAAAUCUGAGGAACGAAAUUGCCAGAACCGUCAAGCUCUUUGCGCGCGCGGCUCAGUAUCCAGAGAAUUCGUUCAAUCCCGGAUUUCUCUGGGACUCGGAGGCGUUGAAGCGCGUCACUGAUGCCGCUGUUUUUGACGGCGGGAAAGGGAAGCGAGAUCGCCGCAAAGGCGUGGAAGGAGUCUCCUCAAAGUCGCUCGAGGAUUUGCGGCUGCUAAUUGACAACGCGAGGCACAGCCGGGCGAUCCGAGACACGACACUGGCACGUUCGCAGCCACUCGGAGAGGCGACAGCCGGCGCCCGCGGGACGGCGGUCUCGGGCACGCGCGUGAGGCGGCAGCAGCUACUCCACGAGGCUCAGCAGCUGCAGCGGGCGGAGAUGAAGGAGCUACGGGGCAAGCGCUUGCUGGCGGCUCGGCGGCGGACGGUCCGAAACCUGCGCGCCGAGUUUGCGCAGCGCGACUGGGGCGACGCGGAGCAGGACGAGGAAGAAGACGAAGAGGAGUGGGUGAGGCGUGAGCUUGAGAGAAGGGAGCAGCUGCGCCGGCAACGGGAAGCCAAGACUGUGCUGUAUGGCGACGAGCGGGAGGCUGCUGCGGCGCUGCGGAAGAUACGCGCACGCGCCCUUGAAGUAUCGCUCGCGAAGCAAAACGCGUCGGUCUCCAGCUGGGUGAAGGUCACGCUGUUCAACGAAGCCGGCGACGAGAAGGACGAGGAGGAAAGUGCCAAGCACGUCAGCGUGUUCCCCGAACUCAAUGUCAGGGGAGGGAACUGCACCCUUCGAAGCUUAGCUUCGUUUUUUCUCGAGACUUCGCCGGAGGAGGUUUUCACAAUCUGCCCCGUGCCUCUCUUCUCGCCGGACUGCAUUUUUCGCACGAUUGGCGAGUUCCUGCGGGACAGCACGUCGGAGUCGUCGGUGGGCAGUGUCAUGUGGCUUCGAUCGCCUCAGUAUGUGUGCAACAACCUGCUCGACGCCGUUCUUUCCCGAGACAUUUCUCUCGCGCGCAUCACAGACGAAAUCGAUCCGAAAGACGGAGAUACCCUGUACUGGCACCUCUUCUCCUCGUGCCAGUGCAUAAGCGCAUGCAGCGUUUUCGCCUUUAUCGCGACGAACAUCGCCGUCGAGCUCAUCGAGAAACAGCUCUUCAAUAUCUCCGAGGACUCGCUCCUUAUCGGCUCCUUCCCGUUCGAUAACCCUGCACCGCGCGUCGCGACACGGCGGGAGAAGGCGCGGCAGACAAGCGUGGACGUCAAGCGUCAGGAGACGCUGGCAGAGCGGCUGGAGACUCUGCAGAGGCGCGUCGCGCGCGCCAGCGACCGCACCUUCCACCUGGUGCAUCUGAUCUCGCUCGAGACGCGGGCGAGUCAGGGCGAUACGCUGACGGAGCGCGAGCAGAGGGACUUGGAAGAGUGGCGGGAGCUGAAGCGCGCAGAGGAAGGCAGGCGGCGCUUGGAGCUCUACUCUAAGCGGAGUGGCGAGCCCGAGCCGUUCCACGACGGGGGCGGGAUGUGGGUCGACGACGGGCUGGACAGAGACCUCGAGGACCGCGAUCGCUUCGACGACCGCCCCCGCGGAGACGGCGACCGGGGGGAGCGCGAGCUCACGGAGGCUGAGGAGGAAGAGCGCCGCGCGCGCCAGGGAUGGAAACGCGUCACACCUGGAGCUGCUCGGACCAGCGGCGGCAUGAACGCCUUCAACAGACUCAUGCGCCGCAAAGAAGGCGAAACGCUCGAGGAAAUCCGCCGUCGCAUCGAUCGCACCGAGCGCGAGAGACGCGCCAAGGCCGGCGAAUGCGACAGACUCGACCACGUGGAGCGAAAAGCCAUUAAGAGACGGAAGGUCCUCGAGGCGCUCAAGCGACAGUGGACCGGCGGCGACGUCGAACUGCGGCUCCUACCUGAUGGCCAUCCCUUCCACGUCUUCAAACUCUUUAAGUUCGACCGCAUGUUCAUGGCGAAGACGGCGGCGGAGGCGGUAACGAGCGGAGGGCACCUCGCGAUUUUGGUGCUGGGGGACGAAGAACACAGUAUCGAGGAGGCGAGCAAGCUGUACGGCAUCGAGAUCCAAGCGCAGAGAAUGGUCAACGAUGCUGUCGUCGAGCUGAAGAAAUGGGGAAACAACCAGGUCUGUCUGAAGGGCGUGAAAACGGGCACGUCGAAGAAGGGCUUCACGAAGAAAGCGGAAUCAGCUCGCAACUACCGCUCGGUGCUGCAGGCUCACUUGAUGGCCGCUGUUGACUACAAGGGCUUCCGCGUCGUCGUCUUGCCUCUGCCAGCCACCUUGCCGAAGCUUCUCAACUGGCCGCAGCCGGUCUCGUCGCAGCUCUCGCAAGAAGUUGCGUUCGUCGAGGAGCGUCUGAACUUGGCGUCUGUGCUCAAGCCUCAGACGUGGCGAGUGACAGCGCAGCCGGCGGAGUUGUGGAUGAAGACGGUGCUUCUGUCGCUCGAUCCCAGCAGCGACGACUCAGUCGUCUUUUACCGACUCUGCUUCGCGUUCCCACAAAUGGCAAGGCUGAACGUGGACACCUCGAAAAGCCGCCUGGCGUUUGCGGGUUUCGAAACCGAGUGCGAGCCGAAAAUCUGCGAGCGCAUUCGUUGCAACGCCUUCGUCCACUCGCGGGACUUCGAAAUGGCUAUGCGCCACCACCAGACAACGCAGCAGCAAGAGGAAAAUCGUGCAUUAACGCGCCUCCUCCAAAGUGUCACCGCUACCAAGAACGCGAACGCCUCUUACUGGCGAGAUCUGCAGCGACCUGCGCGCGACGUGUCCGUCAACGCGUACGCGGACCCCCUCGUUCAUUCGCCCUCUGCUAGCAUGUACGACCCCCGGAAGGCCCUCAUGAAUUUUUUACUUGGACAGAAGAGCACAGCUUACAAGGAGACGGCAGAGCCGAGCACCGCGGGACCCAUUCCGAAUCGCCGCGCGCGGCUGCUGGCCGUCGCGGUGCAAACGGAGAUUUUGAACAAGGCGCUGGCGGAACUGGAGUGUAUGGCGCCCUUUGCGCCGAUGGACUCCAUCAGCCUCACAGAAUUCCUCCACCUGAGGGGAAUCAAUAUGCGCUUUCUUGGCUUGAUGAUCCGGGGGACGCGGGCAGCUUGGCUUCGCCACAUGCUGCUGACGGAAGUCGUAGCGCGGACGCUGAAGCGGAUCUUGAAGGACACCCUGCGCUGCCUGGUCUUCGCGGCGCGCAGCUACCUGCAGGCGGCGAUAUCUCGUGCUCAGCAAGGUCGACUGAAGGGAAUUCUGAAAAAGCCGACUUUCGACCCGAGUGGGGUUGACCGAGACAAACGGCUCUUCCGCCGAGACUCAGGAAGCCGGGACGGGAAGGAGAGCGACGACGACCGCCCCUGCAGCUUUGGCAUCUCCAGCAGCGACGAAUGGGACACCGAGCGCUGCCACGAUGCCCCUGACGAGAAAAAACUAAAGUUUAGCCGCGGCGCUCUCCUCCGCGAAGCCGCCCUAAACAUCCCCUUCGAUGUCGCGACGCAGCUUCUGGACGAUCUCCCGUACCUUCUCGACCUCAUGGCUCAGAAAUUCCGGCAGUUCUCCUGGACCGACAUCGUGGUGUUGAAUCUCUUCAACCUCACGCUCGGCGACUCCUCGGAGAGCGAUGAGUUCUGGGGGAGCUUCCUCGCUCUAAAAUGCAACGAGUGCUUCGACGUGGAGGCGGCGAGCAUCUCCAAGAGUUGCAUCAGCCGCGCGGCUCUCUACGUUGCGAUGCAGCAUCACUGCGGCGUCUCCUUUCUGCCUGGGGCUGGCGCUUUGAACGACAUGCGACCGUCUGCUCAUCCGCUCCAGCCGUCGCACCUUCGAAUGUGGCUUCCAGCCUUGAACCGCACGCUGGAGCUGCCAUCUCGGCUGCCACUGCUUCAGCUCGUGACAGAUCCGAGCAGAAUUCCUCUCAGCUGCCAGCAGGACCAGCAGCUGGUGGUGUCCCCGUCCCCCUCGCAGAUUCUGCUGGCCAAGAUGAUGGGUCACAUGCUCGUCCAGUGCGCAGUCCCGCUGUGGCGUGUGUGGGAGACGGUGGAGAAGGGUCUGAGUACGGCGGAUCUCCUGGCGCUCUACGUCUCGACUAAGGCACACCCUCUGUUGAUUCGCCAAGACAACUGGCACCUGCCGAAUGCAGUCCUGGAUAUCGUUGGAUGUGCAGUCAGAUUCGGAGUUUGGCAGGUCGCGCGCCAUCUGGCUGAGAGGUGCCUGAACCUCUACCCAGAAUCUCAUGCAGCAGCAACUCAGGCGCGUCUCAUAAUCUACCUGAUCGAGCUCCACGGACGUGGCUUGCCGCUCUCGAACCCGCGCUUGCCUGCUAUCAUCGCUGCGGCGGGGCAGGCGGUGAAAGACCACUGGGAAGGCACGCACCCGGCGCGUUUGGACAUUCUCACGUAUCAAGCAUGGCACAUGCACGUCUCUGGCGAUCUCGAAGAGUCUGCUUUGCUGCUGCGCGAAGCCCUGAGUCUCGCAGGCGUUAUGAGCGGCCAGAGGAGCUACACGGAUCGCCAGGAUGUGCGCAAGCUGCUGAUGCUCACGUCCCUGUCUCUGAGGCCCUUCAGAGAGCAACUUCAAACGACGACUCCCCGCCAAGUCACGAACGUGCGCAUGGCGGGGCUUCUGCGUCUUCUGGCGCGCGUGAAACUGCUGUGGCUGCUGGAGUGCGACCAGAAGCAGCAGCUUCGGGCGUUCAGUCCGCCGGCCUACCGCCUCACGCUCGCAAGAGAGGCCUGCAACUGCCUGCAGUGGGCGCUCGACGCAUACGACUUCGCUUUGGGCACAUCUUCGCUGCUCACUGUAGGCACUGCGCACGAACUAGCCCUUGCGAUGGUCGUCUUGAAGGAGGCAACCCGCAGCGACGAUUCGGUGUACCUCGUCGAGAUCGCCGCUGAGCUUGCUGCGACGGCGCUGAGGGUGCGGACACAGCUUCUCGGCAAGGAGCAUGUGUCGACGAUCAACUCAGCCGUCCUUCUGGCGUCGCUUGUGGCUCAGCAGGGCAAAUACGUGCAGUCCAUGAGUCUAAUGGAGGCGGUCAUUCGCAACACCGUCAUAAGAGCCACGCGGUCCCCCGCCAAGCGACGCUACCGACCAGACGAUUCGUUCGCAGUGGCCCUCUGGUGUCUUCCGGACACCUUUUUCUACGGCACGUUUCAGCGGCAUGACCGUCAUGUCCAGGCGCGCGCGCUGCAUGCAACGCUGAUCGCCCAUCGAAAGCGUAGACAGAUGGAAGCCGUCGAGAAGGUGCAAAAAGAAAAAGCGAAAAAAAAACAAAAGGCGCUGGCGCUUCAGCUUAAACGCAUUGCUAGGGGGGAGGAGGGCGACGCUCCGGGUAGCGAAGCUGAGAUCUCCUCUCUCGACGAUGCAGGCGACGAUGAUGGGCUGGCGCUGACCGAGGAUGUCUUGGCGAGUGAGGACAGACGCGCCCACAAAGAUCCCGACGCGGAGGUGGCAACCAUCACACUUGCUGAACAGUCAAGAGACUGCUAUGUCUUCGAAACGCGACAAGACGAGGCUCCCUCAGAUCUGCUCAUUCCCAUCACAACCGAUGUUGAAGAGACUCUUGUCCGCAUCUACAUCAACUACGGCCUCGACAGAGCCGUGGAACGCCGGCUGUUUUCUCUUUUUUUGACGCUGGAUGUCCUUGAGAAAAAAGGCUGCCAGAGCAUUGCUGCGACAUUAGCCCGAUAUCAGCAGGCGUCGGCGGGCGACGGGCAUCAGUUCCUCGGUUACUUGAACUGGCUUCUUGAUUCCUCUGUCAGCUCGGACUUGCAAAUGCUCGAGUACAUUCAGCACUACCCGCACAAGUUGUCGCUGGCGCAGAUUCUUCAUCCCGACGGGGAUUUGUCCUUUGCCCUCUGCCAUGCAGCCGCGCCCACGGAGGGAUCGAAAUACACAACCGCGCUGGAUCGCUACGUCAAAAGUCUAAUUAACAGGGCGCAGGCGGCGGUGUUUGACGUCCAUGUCCGUCUAUUGAUGGGGGAGAAACCCAAGCUCUUUGUGGCGAAGGAGAUUCCCAGCUGGAAACAAAAGCUCAUCAAGGCGAUGAAGAAGAUAAGGUGCAUUCUCGUUCUUCGUGAUGCUUUUUCCUGCGCACACAUCCGUGGUGCGGCGGUGCGUAGGCUACCGGACGAACUCAACCCGGCAGUGGCGCGCGCCACUAAGUCUCUGCUCAGCGACGAGAAGUUCCGCCAACUCUUUCCGUACCAGGUAGUUGAAGGUGCUGCGAUCAACAAGAUACGCGAAAAGCAAAGUCUUCAAAACGGAUAUUCUCAUAUGCGAACCAACAUUCGUCUUCCGCUGGAUUUAAGGUCUGAGGCGCUGGAUAUGCUAGCCAGUCUUCUUUAUCACUUCAUGGACGUCCGCAUAUUCAGGAAGAGGUGGGAACGAAGACUCAAGGACAACCGAUGGGCAGCACCAGCAGAAGAUGAACAGGCUGAGAGCGGCGCUGGCGCGGACCUCACGGAGUUUGAAAAAUCCGAUGCGUGGGGAUCUUAA
Molecule: messenger RNA, 6840 nt
Organism: Besnoitia besnoiti
Lineage: Eukaryota; Apicomplexa; Conoidasida; Eucoccidiorida; Sarcocystidae
Exons: 50
Coding region: 1-6840 (2279 amino acids)
Biological process (GO): intracellular distribution of mitochondria
Cellular component (GO): cytoplasm
Molecular function (GO): protein binding; mRNA binding
Source: RefSeq, a predicted model, not a curated record